AUGCAGAUCGUUACCCUUCUAAUCCCUCUCCUUGUGGCUAGCGUCAAGGCCAUUCCAACGCCUGGACCCAGCGCGGCUGCUGCGGCUGGCGAUAAUUCCCUGAGUCCUCUUGAAGAUCGCGACUUGUCGCAAGACAGCUCACGAUCGACGCCUGAAGGAUACAUGCGGCGAUUCUUGCUGCCUGUCGUGGAAAAUCCCACCACAGCCCCUAUCGACCAUAUUACAAAGCGCAGCCACGAACACAUUGCCAAAUAUGGCGGGCCAUCCCCCCCACCGCAUCAAAAGGGCACCCCGGAAUACGAGAAAUGGGAAGAAGAGAACACAAAAAAACUGUGA
This is a messenger RNA of Pyricularia grisea, 336 nucleotides long. RefSeq lists its product as uncharacterized. The record is from RefSeq and is a predicted model, not a curated record. NCBI's taxonomy places the organism in Eukaryota, Fungi, Ascomycota, Sordariomycetes, Magnaporthales, Pyriculariaceae. Bases 1 to 336 code for a protein of 111 amino acids. The transcript has a single exon.